AUCUACACAGGGAGGGGAUGGACGAGGUGCUGGACCACGCGGACAUACAGCUGACAGUGGGGGAGACUGUCACAGAAACUGUCAGUGGGGUGCAUUCAGAAAUCUCAUCAUACACAAGCAUGCAAAGUCUGGCAGCUUUAGUUCCCAUGGAGACAAGCAUCAUAGCAGAGACCUUGACCUCUGCAGAUGAGGUCAUGAGUACCAUGGAAGCCGGCCCAACAAAUUUUCCAUCAGGUCUGGAUGACUUCACUGCCCGAAUGUCUGUUAACGAUGCUCGUAAUUUGGUAGAACUUCUGAAGCUUGCUGUGGCGUCCAGAAUGGGAGAACUGGCUAAAGAAGGACUGUCAGACAUCCUUACUCGACUGGCCAAGGCAUAUCCUCAGGUGGCUGAGAUGUUGUUGGAGCUGUGUGUUACAGAGUUGGAGGAUGUGGCAUCAGAUCGAGUCUGUGGGAGGCUACCACAGCCGGUGGUACAGGAGUGUCCCCACCCCUACAGUGAUGAUACCUCACUCAGCGGCACAGUCAAAAUACCAGGAGCUGAUUCAUUGAGGGUGGAGUUUGAUCGCCGAUGUUCUACAGAGAGGAGACAUGAUCCCUUGACAAUCUCAGACAGUUCUGGUAGAACCCUGGCUGUAAAAUCAGGACGAGAGUGGUCUGAUUGGUCCCAGGAGCUGCGGAUUGACGGAGAUGAGCUGCGAUGGAAGUUUGUCAGCGACGGCUCCGUUAACGGCUGGGGCUGGUACUUCACUGUGUAUCCCAUCAUGCCUGCUGCUGCUCCCAUGGACAUGCUCUCUGACAGAACAGUCCUGUCGCGUCCUUCCAUUGACCUGGUCACCUGUCUUCUGGACUUCAAACUGGACAUUAACCUGGCCAGGAAUAUCGUCACCAGACUGGCCGCGACUCUGGCUGCCAAUGCUCAGCUGAGUUCACUAGGGUCCAGCCAGAGAAUGUGGGCUUUACAAAAACUCCGAAAACUGAUGACCUCUGACACCUCGGAGCAGAUCGUCAAUGUCAACACGUUACUGGCCAGUCCCACUGUGGAGACAGCGGAGCCCGACCUAACACCUCGAUCCUCCACAGCACUCCUGAGCAGUUCCUCGGUGACCUCCCUUGUUAAGGGUCUACCUGAGGCCCUACAGAGACAGUAUGACUAUGAGGAUCCUAUAGUAAGGAGUGGCAAGCACCUGAUGCACAGCCCAUUCUUCAAGGUUCUAGUGGCCUUAGCCUGUGACCUUGAACUGGACAAGCUGAACUGCUGCAGUGAAGCACACAAGUGGGCGUGGUUCCGUCGCUACUGCAUGGCAGCACGCGUCGCCACGGGGAUUGUCCAAAGGACUGCCUUGCCAAUCUCUUUCCUGGAGGAGGUCCGAAAAAAGAUUCUGGACAUUUCGUGUGAUGAAGAAGAGGAUACAAAUGCUCAUGAAAAUCACGAAAUUUUCAAACAAGAACAAGAUGAACAGUUACUGUUGUGGUUGAACAGGAAACCGGAGGAAUGGACUUUGUCCUGGGGAGGGAGUGGUCAAAUCUGGGGGUGGGGCCACAAUCACAGGGGACAGCUUGGGGGAGUGGACGGUGCCAAGGUCAAGCAGCCGGUCAGCUGUGAGGGUCUAGCGGUCACCAGGCCCAUUCAGUUGGUAGGAGGGGAGCAGACCUUGUUUGCAGUGACAGCUGAAGGAAAGGUGUUUGCUACAGGAUAUGGGGCUGGCGGGAGGCUAGGAGUUGGAGGGACAGAGUCUGUGUCCCACCCCACACAACUGGAGUCCAUUCAGCAUGUGUUUAUUAAGAAGCUGGCCGUGAACUCGGGAGGGAAGCACUGCCUGGCCCUGUCUGCUGAUGGGGAGGUGUACUCCUGGGGAGAGGGAGAGGACGGGAAACUAGGUCACGGUAAGUAG
Molecule: messenger RNA, 1892 nt
Organism: Saccostrea cuccullata (small rock oyster)
Lineage: Eukaryota; Metazoa; Mollusca; Bivalvia; Ostreida; Ostreidae
Product: E3 ubiquitin-protein ligase HERC2-like
Exons: 9
Coding region: 18-1892 (624 amino acids)
Source: RefSeq, a predicted model, not a curated record